AUGUCGAGCACCUAUAGACUCGGUCCCUACUGGCAAGGCUAUGGCGGCAUUAAAAAGCUAGUCAUCUUUGGUGACUCCUACAGCUAUGUUGGCUACCAUUCACAAGCACCCCCGCCAACGGCGGCGAGACCGCUCGGUGUCCCGUUUCCAGGCGUCCCUGUCAAUGAACCCGGACAGUCCAACUGGGUUGGGCACCUCAUCACGUCGCACUCCCAUGGACAGGCCAAUAUACUGGUAUAUGACUACGCCGUGCGGGGUGACACUGCCCCCGGUGUCAGGCGUCAGAUCCUGGAGCAAUUUCUUCCUACCGUCGGAAGGAAGCCACGAUGGGCUUCCUGGACUGCCGCGGAGACCUUAUUUGUGACUUGGGUUGGCACCAACGACUGCCGGCUGCUGUGCGUAGAAAUUCAAGAGAUCGUCAGAAAUCUUUUUGCUGCGCAAGAACAACUCUAUCGAGCGGGAGCCAGAAAUUUCGUAUUUAUUGAUGUGCCUCCUAUCCACCGCUCCCCUGUAGGCCCUAUCGAUGGUAACAACACUUUCGCUCAACCGUUCUUGAUAUGGAACGAAGAACUACGAUCGGCAGUUGCUAAUUUCACUGCACUACAUCCCGAUGUCACGUCUAUGGUAUUCUCAUCCUGGGGAACCUUCAGUAGUGUACUCGAUACCCCGACGGCAUACGGGAUGCGUGCUCAGGACACUCGUGUGAUGGGAGGCACCAUCUGGUACGAUCAUAUACAUCCAUCCACCAGGCUCGCUAGCGUAGUUGCCCGUGACUUAGCCGCGUUCUUGGCCAUGCAGCCACCCACUGCUUGA
Messenger RNA from Heterobasidion irregulare TC 32-1, 813 nucleotides. RefSeq names its product carbohydrate esterase family 16 protein. Gene Ontology annotation, molecular function: hydrolase activity, acting on ester bonds. Bases 1 to 813 code for a protein of 270 amino acids. The record is from RefSeq and is a predicted model, not a curated record. The transcript has 5 exons. Lineage: Eukaryota; Fungi; Basidiomycota; Agaricomycetes; Russulales; Bondarzewiaceae.